Coregonus clupeaformis (lake whitefish) is the source of this 597-nucleotide messenger RNA. Its product is annotated as serine/threonine-protein phosphatase 6 regulatory ankyrin repeat subunit A-like. Gene Ontology annotation, cellular component: cytoplasm. The record is from RefSeq and is a predicted model, not a curated record. Gene Ontology annotation, molecular function: protein binding. The coding region runs from base 16 to 597 and encodes 193 amino acids. The transcript has 5 exons. NCBI's taxonomy places the organism in Eukaryota, Metazoa, Chordata, Actinopteri, Salmoniformes, Salmonidae.
CUAGCUGAAUAUGAAAUGGCUAUAACACUUCUUUGCUCUUCCCUACAGGACAAUGAGAAGCGGACACUGUUGCAUGCAGCUGCCUAUCUAGGAGAUGCAGAAAUUCUAGAGCUUCUCAUACUAUCAGGAGCCAGAGUAAAUGCCAAAGACAACAAGUGGCUCACUCCUCUGCACCGGGCCGUGGCUUCCUGCAGUGAGGAGGCUGUCCAGGUGUUAUUGAAACACUCUACUGACGUGAACGCCAGGGACAAGAACUGGCAAACGCCGCUCCACAUCGCUGCGGCCAAUAAGGCAGUCCGCUGUGCCGAGGCCCUGGUCCCUCUCCUUAGCAACGUGAACGUGUCAGACCGGGCCGGGCGCACGGCGCUGCACCAUUCAGCCUUCAGUGGACACCAGGAGAGUGACGAGCCGACAACUUAUGGCAAGUUCAAAACCAAGUUGAGGAGCUAUGAAAGCACCGAGAAGUUUAGCGCCAUUUCCACUGACGACAACGUGAUGAAGGCAACUACCAACGGUCAUUCGGAGUGUUUGCGUUUGCUGAUUGGAAAUGCUGACCUCCAGAGUGCAGUGGACGUUCAAGACGGGAAUGGACAGUAA